AUGUCAGACCCAGGCGGUCUACGCACCGAGGAAAAUGUGUUCCUGCAGCGCGUGUACGCCGCCACGAACGCGGCCGAAUCCAAAGACGUGUAUGAUGAAUGGGCGACGCAGUACGACAGGGACCUCGAAGGGCUAGACUAUGCCUUCCCCGCGUUGGCUGCGGAGGCACUCUCGCGGGCAGUCGCACGGUCCAGUCCUGGUACUGCUGAUGUUCUCGGAAAGCAGCUUGCCGGUCUACGUAUAGCCGACGCUGGUUGCGGGACGGGACUGGUCGGCAGAGAACUCGCGCAUUUUGGCGCUGACAACAUCUCCGGUCUGGAUGUCAGUCCGGGCAUGCUCGAGGUCGCGCGCAAGACGGGCUGCUACGCCGAGCUGGACGAGGUGGACCUGUCAAAGCCAAUAGCGAGGCCGGCCGGGUCGUUUGACGCUGUGGUCUGCGUCGGCACGUUGACGAGGGGGCAUGUCGGGCCGGAUCCAGUUUUCAAAGAGUUCGUGAGGGUCGUGAAGAAGGGAGGCUCCAUUGUCGCGACGGUGCUGGAUGAGAUAUGGGAAAGUGGAGGCUAUAAGGCGGAAGUGGAACGCUUGGAAGGCCUCGGCGCGAUCGAGGUGCUUCGUGCAGAUGUGGUCGGCGUGAGAACGACGUCCAAGGCCGGCGGCAGACUUCUCGUGUUGACGAAGCUGUGA
Exophiala spinifera is the source of this 684-nucleotide messenger RNA. RefSeq lists its product as uncharacterized. The coding region runs from base 1 to 684 and encodes 227 amino acids. NCBI's taxonomy places the organism in Eukaryota, Fungi, Ascomycota, Eurotiomycetes, Chaetothyriales, Herpotrichiellaceae. The record is from RefSeq and is a predicted model, not a curated record. The transcript has a single exon.